AUGCAACCGGCCGACUGUCCCGGCAAAUCAGCUGAAUAUGUCACGGUGGCUCGCUCUGUGAAGCAACUUUUCCAUGAGUACAACAUACACUGCACGACAAUUCAGCCUGAAUUUGAGGAUGACGAGGGGCUAGAACCUGAUACCUGUAUGUACGAUUGCGGCCCAAAUCGCAAUUGUCAACAGGACACCUGCUGUCCUCAACCCGCUUCCUCCACCUCCUCAGGGAAUAACCAUAACCACGGUAGCAACUCUUCGCACACCUCUUUGGCCAUUAACAACAUUACCUACCAGUCCUCUGGCAACGCCUUGGACACCAUGCUGACGACGGAUACUGCGUACAAGUCUGAGGCCAAUGGAAAACCCUCGGAACAGAAACAAGAAUUGAACCGCUACAUAGCUGUUGCUGCCACUUUGGCUGUGGCAUCAAGACUCAUGUACUCUGGCCCCCCUCAGUCCACCUCUGAUCGCGUGUGCAUAUAA
This is a messenger RNA of Dibothriocephalus latus, 480 nucleotides long. Lineage: Eukaryota; Metazoa; Platyhelminthes; Cestoda; Diphyllobothriidea; Diphyllobothriidae. The record is from the annotation of a GenBank genome assembly.